GUUUCUUUGGUCUAUAUUUCCCAUGGAGCCUUGCAGAACGCAGGACUACGUUGGCUCGGAGGAGUCAGUUGGCGGGAAACGAUGGCCGCGGGUGUUACAGAGCAGCAAGAUAUGCAAGGGUUUGUCAAGGGUCUUUUCCAAGGAAGCCCUGAUCUCAGCAUCCUCACCCAUGCCAUAGUCCGGAAGAAAUAUCUUGCCCGCAUUGGGCAGGAGAGUCUGACUAAAGAGGAGAAGGAGCAACUCAAACAGCUGGUGGAGGAAGAGCUGGUCCAGAUGCAGGUUGACUAUUCCCCAAGUGGUGUUGAGUUAGUGACAGAUGUUCAGGCUUCUAUCAAAUCUGGGAACAAGAAGAGAUCCCGUUGCAGCUCUGACACCUCUGAUGAUGAUGUCAAAAUCCAACAGCUCAAGAAGCAACGAACUGGAAAGCAACUGGAAGUCAGCUCUGAUGAAGAGGAUUCUGGAAUUGAUUCUAAGAAGAUACCGCUCUGUGGUGGCCCAGAGCAUUCUGGGAUUGGGAAAUUCUCAUGCUCCUCUGACCAAGGAGACUCCGGAGCAGAAGGUCACACGGAUGGUUCUGAGAGCGAUGGGCAAAGUGCAAAGAACAAAAGGAAGACACCAGUCCCCAAGGCAAGCAGAGAGAGGGGGAAAGGCAGAAAAUCAACCAAGGGGCAGUGGAGUAGGAGACAGAGACACAGAUCACGGAGUGAGUCAGAGGAGACAACAGAAGGGCAACAGAGUGAUCUUGAAGAGAUCCGAGAACACAGGAAGGCAACAAAAGGCCAAAGAACAGAGUCGGAGAAUGACUCUGAGCAGGAGCUGAGCAACUAUGAGCUUCAGGAAAAGAAAGGGUUUGGCAAAGAAUGGAAACGAACUGAUACAGCAGGUAAAGGAAAGACCAGAAAGAUGGAAGAGCAGAGGAGAGAAAAGGAGGAUGAGUCGGGAGAGGAAACUGAGCUGUGCAAGGUGGGAAAAAUACUUGGGAGGGGAGGAGUUGACUGGAGUGAGAGUGAAGAGGAGGAGAAGGGCAGUGGUGGCGGCCACCGCAAAAAGGCUCAAACCAGGCCAAGACAAAGAACUCUGAAGGCUCCAGAGGGAAGUGAGACUGAGGAUGAAUCAGGGAGUGAUUCAGAGGAUAAGAAGCCCAGCAUGCAAAAAAAGAUGACAAAUAGGAAAGGUGUGAGUGUAGAGGGACUGGGGAGAAAUUCAGACAACACUGGGGGCAAAGGCCAGGUGAAGAAGGAAAGGAACAAAGCAGUUAGAAGGAGGGCAAGCGAAGAGAAGUGGAGCUGUCAGUCGGAGACUAAUUUGGAAGACAAGGAGUUUAAACAAGGAAGAAUGAAAAAGACACAGAAGGGGAACCUGACCAAGAAGGAACUGGAGGAGAAGAAGCAGGGAACGCACAAGCUCAAGAGAAGACGCAUGAGCAGCGAAGAAUCGGAAACUGAGACAGAGGAGCAUAAGGGACUGAAGCAAAAAGGUAAAAAGAGUAGGAAGCCCAGUAGUAGUGAAGGUGAAUCGCAGAGUGAGGCAGAGGGGAUGGAAAAGGGUGGACGCAAAUCCAGUGCCAGAUCGGAGGAUGGAUCAGAAGAGUGUGACAGUAGGAAUCGGGGAAAGAAAAGAGCGCUUAAGAAGAAGAGCAAGGAUGUGUCUGAGAGUGGAUCUAGCCAAGAGGAAGAGAAGCUGAAAAAGAAAGGGGGAGGGAAGUCCUGGGGAAAGAAUGUCAGUGAAAUGGAACUGGAGAUGGAUUCCGAGGGCUCUGGGAGUGAACAGGUGGGAAGGAACAAAAGUGAAGGCCUGCAGAAGACAGGGACACAGAAACCCAGAAGGAAAAGUAAGAGCAAGGAAGAAUCGGGGAAUGAAUCGGUUAAGGGAGAAGAAUGUUCAAGCUCCGGUGAUGAAGAUCACCCCAGUUCUUCCAAACAGCAGCAUCAAGGAAAGGACAAAGAGCACCAUUCUGGGAAGAACGAGGAGCAUCCUUCAAUCCGACGCCUGAAGCGCUAUAUCCGAGAAUGUGGCGUGCACAGGAAUUACAAGAAACUACUUGUGGGUUGCCGCUCCCGCAAAGCUCAGGUGGAAGUGCUCAAACAAGAGCUGGAAAACCUCGGCCUGAAAGGGACACCAUCUCUAGCCAAGUGCAAAGCCCUGAAGCAGAAGCGUGAAGAAGCAGCUGAGGUGGCUUCACUUGAUCUCAGCAACAUUAUCACCACAGAAGGCCGCCCAAGGCGUCGAAAUGUCUGGAGUCUCUACAGCAAGCCUGAGGAGCCUCCCAGCUCCCCGGAGAAGUCACCCAUCCACCGCCCUAUUAGAGAUUGGUCCCGUCUUCGAGGGGUCAUCAGUUCAGAUGGGGACAGCAAUUGACUCUGGAACUUGAGGGAGGCUAGGCAUUUAUGAGGUUUCAUUUCCCUAGUUUUGAGGGGAAAUGCGAGUUGGACUGGUCUGACAACCAGGAAGGGGCGUCAGCCAGUCCUCCCCCUGCAACUCAAUAUGCAAGAAGAUGAAGAAAAGAUAUAUUUAAAAGAUAUAUAAUUUUUGUUGCUGUUUCCCCAUAUCGGAGAGGGGAGAAUGCAAACGCUUCUGAGGGCAAAGGUUUGUCCCUUCCUGAAAAUAUAUCUACUCCUCGUGGAGAUGGGCAGAAAGGGAGUGUUCCUUCAUGUACUCCAAUGAUGCUUGUAUUUUUGUCACCUUCCCCUAGAAUACUCUUCUGUCCAAGAGUGAACAUUCAUUCAUAAACAAGAAUGCUUGCAAGUAUGUAUUGGAAGAAGGUACGGGAUGUCAUUUAACACAUAUUCUGGUAUCCUGACUCUUUCCAUAUUCUGCGCCAUUCCCCCCACCACCACCUUUUUUCCGUUGGCACAUCCUAAAGGAGAAUGAAUCUAAUUCUACAAUAGAUGACACUGAGUUGGAAAGGGACAGCUGUGCCUUUGUAACGUGGACCACAUUGAACAUUUGUUGUAAAUGUUUUGUGUUCUGGAUUUGUAAUGGCUGAAAUGUCAAUGUUUUAUAUUUGUUAAUAAAAA
Rhineura floridana is the source of this 3017-nucleotide messenger RNA. It is a transcript of the gene HIRIP3, whose product is annotated as HIRA interacting protein 3. The record is from RefSeq and is a predicted model, not a curated record. Lineage: Eukaryota; Metazoa; Chordata; Lepidosauria; Squamata; Rhineuridae. The transcript has 7 exons. Bases 82 to 2358 code for a protein of 758 amino acids. Gene Ontology annotation, cellular component: nucleus.